UCUCUGCCAAUUUCUUUGACAACGUUCAGAUUAGGUCAGUGCGAAAUCUUUUCUUUCCAGAAUAGCCAUUUUUGAAUGUUGUCUUCAAUAUGAUUCAUCAUACUCGACGCAAUCAGAUCGUUUUGACUGAAUGAACGUAAAAUCUAUGACUAUUGGCGUUUGCUACCCAAGAAACUAAUUUCAAUUGAGAACGUUUUAAUAACUUUAAAAUCAUGUUGAACUCGAGUUGCGCAAUAACGGAUUCAGAAGGGAUCGCCGCUUUCUCCGUCAAUGUUCUGUCAGCUCUGUUCGGCAGUUUUGGCAACAUCUUGGUCUGUGUGACAGUGUAUUCAAGUCCUCGUCUACACAAAGCAUGGUGCUACUUUAUUUGCAGUCUUUCUGUAGCUGACCUCUCGGUAAAUCUUUGUGUACAACCCAUGGAAGCGAUUCUGACUUUGGAGCGCAUGGCAGGUGUCUGUAAACAGAGUUUGCGCGACGCAUUCCGCUUAGCUGCGUAUAUUACUUGUGGCGCUUCUCUUAUGAAUCUCGCUUUUAUGAGCGUGGAGCGCCUGUUAGCAAUUGCUUGGCCGUUCAGCCAGCGACAGAUUUUAACACGAAGAAGAAUUCUUACAACGUUAGCUAUAAUAUGGGGAGUGCCAUCUAUUCUUGGAAUCACCGGUCUAAUGGCCGGGAAAGGAACCAGGCUAUCGUCAUUAUUAAUCCUUACAGGACUCGCUGGUUGUUACGGUGUUAUAUUAACCAGUUAUGCAAUACUUCUUCUACGAACGAGAGCUCAUUUCAAAGUGAACAACGUAAUGACGUUAACGGUAUCGCAAUUUGAAAUCGAGAACAAAAAGAGCGCGAAUUCACCCGGUGUAGAGCGCGUCUCUGAACAGAGGACUGCACAGGCCAUUACCAAGAAAAGGCGGGAAUCUGAGAAGCGUACGGCGAAGACAAUUGCUGUCGUAAUUACGGUAUUUACACUCAGUUGGGUUCCAUACGGGUAUGUUCUUGUUAGUGACCCGGAACAGCACGUCAAUUCAUUCUACAUAUGGGCAGUAGCGAUUGGACUGACAAACUCCGCAGUUAAUCCUGUCAUAUAUUUCUUUAGUAGCAAAGAUUUUAGGGAAAACUCGGAGCGGAUUUUACGUGCUACUUUUCGAUGUUGAAUGACAAUCUAGUGGCUGAUAAUUAU
This is a messenger RNA of Orbicella faveolata, 1174 nucleotides long. Its product is annotated as alpha-1A adrenergic receptor-like. Gene Ontology annotation, biological process: G protein-coupled receptor signaling pathway. The record is from RefSeq and is a predicted model, not a curated record. Gene Ontology annotation, cellular component: membrane. Gene Ontology annotation, molecular function: G protein-coupled receptor activity. NCBI's taxonomy places the organism in Eukaryota, Metazoa, Cnidaria, Anthozoa, Scleractinia, Merulinidae.